This is a messenger RNA of Lethenteron reissneri (Far Eastern brook lamprey), 5800 nucleotides long. It is a transcript of the gene MCM9, whose product is annotated as minichromosome maintenance 9 homologous recombination repair factor. Gene Ontology annotation, cellular component: MCM complex; nucleus. Gene Ontology annotation, molecular function: ATP binding; ATP hydrolysis activity; single-stranded DNA binding. The record is from RefSeq and is a predicted model, not a curated record. Lineage: Eukaryota; Metazoa; Chordata; Hyperoartia; Petromyzontiformes; Petromyzontidae. Gene Ontology annotation, biological process: double-strand break repair via homologous recombination.
GCCAAAAUUCGUUCCGACUCCAGCGUGAGCACAGAAGUCGUCUGGACUGAUGAACGUUGAAAUUUCCAAGGGCACAGAGUGACCAAUAAGAUCUGAGUUGGUCUGCAAUAAGGGACUUCCUCUCCUCCUCCGCUGGGGCCAUGGAGGCCGAGCAGGCUGGAGCAGCUGGGCCGGGCGAUGGAGGCCUACGCGCUGGAGCACCACGGCGCUGACCUUCUGCGCGUGCUGGGCGCUCCCGCCGGCGCCGCGCACCACUACCCCGUGCUGCUCGACGUCAUGGCGCUGCUGGAGAGCGACAUGGCGCUGGGCGAGAGCGUGCUGGCGCUGCCCUCGCUGCUGCUGCCCGCGUGCGACGAGGCGCUGGCGCGCGCGCAGGCGGCGCUGCUGGCGCGCCGGGCGGGGGUCGCCGACGGUGACGCCGCGCUCUCCGUCAAGCCCAACGUGCACGCCAGGUUCACCGGUCUCCCGCAGUGCCCCGAGCUGAGCCGCGAGCGCCUGCCGCUGGCGUCGGACGCGGGCCGCCUGCUGCGCGUCUCGGGCACCGUGAUCCGCACCGGCUCCACGCGGCUGCUGGAGCACGAGCGGACCUUCGCGUGCCUCGCUUGCGGACGCCGAUUCCCGGUGCGCGCCGAGCUGGAGACCUUCCACGGCCUGUCGGCCCCCGCCGCCUGCCCCGGCGCGCCCGCCUGCCGCUCCACCAGGUUCACCGGCGUCGGCGGAGAAGGGGGCCAGCCGGGCGUCUGCCGCGACUACCAGGAGAUCAAGAUACAGGAGCAGGUCCAGAAGCUGGCCAUGGGCACCAUCCCCCGCUCCAUGGUGGUGGUGCUGGAGGAUGAUUUGGUGGACACGUGUAAAUCCGGAGACGACGUCACGGUGUGCGGCGUGGUGACCCAGCGCUGGCGCCCGCUGGUCCCCGGCUCUCGCUGCGACCUGGAGCUGGUGCUCCGAGCGAACCAUCUGGAGGUGGCAAACGAUGGCGCGGGGCUCGGGGUGGAGCUGGGCGAGGAGGAGCGCCGCGCGGUGCAGGAGUUCUGGGAGGGGUUCGCCCACAACCCGCUGGCAGGCCGAAAUGUGAUCCUGGCCAGCCUGUGCCCGCAGGUGUUCGGCAUGUACGUGGUGAAGCUGGCGGUCGCCCUGGUGCUUGCCGGCGGGGUCGCACGCGUAGAUCCGUCGGGCACCCGCGUGAGAGGUGAGCCCCACCUGCUGCUCGUGGGAGACCCCGGCACCGGCAAGUCGCAGCUGCUGAAGUACGCGGCCAAGAUCACGCCACGCUCCGUGCUCACCACCGGCAUCGGCUCCACCAGCGCCGGCUUGACGGUGGCGGCCGUGCGCGACGGCGGCGACUGGGGCCUCGAGGCCGGUGCGCUGGUGCUGGCCGACGGGGGCCUCUGCUGCAUCGACGAGUUCAGCAGCAUCCGCGAGCACGACCGGGCCAGCGUGCACGAGGCCAUGGAGCAGCAGAGCAUCAGCGUCGCCAAGGCCGGGCUGGUGUGCAAGCUGAGCACGCGGACCACGGUGCUGGCGGCGACCAACCCCAAGGGGCGCGUGGAGGCGGGCGAGCCGCUGAGCGCGAGCGUGGCGCUGGCCAGCCCGCUGCUCAGCCGCUUCGACCUCGUGCUCGUGCUGCUGGACGCGCGCAACGAGGACUGGGACCGCAUCGUCUCCUCCUUCAUCCUGCAGAACCGCGGCGCCCCCCCGUGCGACGCAGAGGGCAUCUGGCCCAUGGAGCGCAUGCGCUGCUACUUCCGGCUGGCGCGCUCCCUCGAGCCGCAGCUCUCGGACGACGCGAACCGCGUGCUGGCGGCCUACUACCGGCUGCAGCGCGCCAGCGACACGCGCAGCGCCGCCCGCACCACCGUCCGCCUCCUGGAGAGCCUCGUGCGCCUCGCCGAGGCGCACGCGCGUCUCAUGCUACGCAGCGUGGUGACGGUGGAGGACGCGGUGACGGUGGUGUCGGUGAUGGAGACCUCCAUGCAGGGCGGUGCUCUCACGGGCGCCGCCGGCGUGAACGCGCUGCACACCUGCUUCCCCGACGAGCCCGAGCAGCAGUACCAGGCGCAGUGCGACGUGCUGCUCGCCCGACUCGGCCUGCACGACCUGCUGCGGCAGGAGACCGAGCGGCUGCACCGCCUCAAGAGCUCGCAGGGCGGGGAGGACGUCCCCUCGGCCGACGGAGAGGAGACUUCUCCGUCGACCGCCGCGGACGACGGAGCGCCGACCGCCGGGGACCCGUCCGCCUCCCCGCCGGACGGCAUCCCUCCGACCUCCGACUUCAGCGGCCAGCCCUUGACCUCCACCCCCUUGGAGGGUCCCGACUCGCCGGCCCCCGCCUCGCCCGCGGCGGCGGCACCCGCCCCUCGCGAGCGCGGGCCCAAGACGCCGAGGCCUCCGAGCACGCGGACGGACGGCGGGCGCGGGGGGCGGGCGGCGAAGGCCAGAGGGGCCGGCGGCGCCGGCAGGCGCGUCGGUGCCGCGGGCGACGCAGGGACGUCGGGGGAGGUGCCCGGCAGGUUGGCGCGCUUCGCCUUCCCCAGCAAGCCGCGGCUCGGCUGCUCGCCGGCGAAGGGCGGAGACGCGCGGAGCGACGGCGACGAUCGACGGAACGAGACGCGGGGCCACGGCGGGCCGCUCGCGAGUCACGAGACCGAUCGACGUGAACGCGGCGAGGAUCGGGGACACGCCGAGGCUGGCAGACGCGACGAUGCCGAUGGACAUGGCGAGGUCGGCCGGCUUGGACUUAAUCUACGUGAUGGACAGGGACACGGUGAUGCUGAUAGACACAAUAAUGCUGAUAGACGCGACGAGGAUGACACGCACAACAAUCCUCGCGCGCACGGGCACGGCAAGCCCGCUGCUGCUGCUGCUGCUGCCGCUGCCGCUGCUGCCGCUGCUGCUGCUGCUGAUGAUCACAAAGCGGCCCGAGGACAUCGACAAUCCAGCGGACGAGGACCCGGCGACGCUCACGGGAGCGACUGGGACACCGCCGUGGCGGACUCCUCGUCGUCGCCGCCCCACCACUUGUCGGCCCUCUCCUCCGGUACCGCCCAGAGUGGCGAGCCCCGGAAAUUGGUGUCACCGCAGGGGUCACCGCCUCUAACCGGGGCCCCUCCGAGUCACAGCGCCAAGCGCCUGCGAGGGCCCAGCGACGAUCGGGGACUCGGGGGGCGGGGAGGCCCGGAGGGACCCGGGGAGCCCAACGCCGGCGCCAGCAAACGAUCAAAGCUGCUGCUCUUACAGCGCAUCAAUGGUUGUGGCGGCGGGGGCAUUGACGCUGGCGCUGGCGGUGUGAAUGGUGGUGGUGCUGGUGGUGCUAGUGGUGCUAGAGUUAAUGGUUUCGGUUGUAGUGCUACGAGAGGUGAUGGUGGUGCUGGCGCCGGUAACGACGGAGGUGAUGGUGUUGGUGGUGGUAGCGGUGGUGGUAGCGGUGGUGGAAGUGGCGGUGAUCGUGUCGGUGUGAGCCGCAAGCCGGUGGUGCGGCGGUCUACCGAAGUUGACCCAUCGGUGCGGCCCCGCGUAUCCUCCAGCACCCUUGCUCGCCUCGCCGCCUUCUCCAGCGGCUCCCGGUAGCGCAGGGAGGCCACCACCACCAGCAUCACCACCACCACCACCAGCAUCGCCACCACCACCACCAGCAUCGCCACCACCACCACCAGCGUCGCCACCACCACCACCAGCAUCGCCACCACCACCACCAGCGUCGCCACCACCACCACCAGCAUCGCCACCACCACCAGCGUCGCCCGAAUCCACCAGCAGCAGCACCACACGGCGGCCUCCACAGGGCCCGCUCUGCCAGAGGGAGACGGCGGCGCGGGCCGCUUGGACACCGCUGGAGGAGGCCCCGGGCGAUGCUCCACGCGCGAGCGUCACGAAAACCUGGGAGUCGUUUGGCUCUCGGCUCGGCGAGUAUCGUUUUUGGAGAUGUACUUGGAUGCAUACGCGUAGUUUUUUCGGUAAAGUCACGGAGGUAAAAAAAAAUGAAAUUAAAAUUAAUAAGAAUAAAUAAUAAUAAGUAUAACCCGUAAAAACAAAGUUUUUCACUAUAAAUCCGUUAUAUGCGUGGCGGCUAGAGUCCUCUCGUCCUCUGGCUUGAGAUGGCUGCCACCUAUGGGUCAGAUGAUUGCAUGGCACCAUUAAGCAAUUGGUAAUUAAAUAUAAUAUUUUUGUCCUAAAAAGUGUAAAAUUUUGGAAAAAAAAUUUCACGAACAUUAAUUGUCACGCACACCGAGUCUGUGUGCAAAAUGUCAGCUCGAUUGGAUCACGGGAAGUGGGUUAAAAAACGACCGAAAGAUUUGCACGGUCGUAAGCAAGCAAGCGAACUUAAUAUAAAGGAUUUAAAAAUCACGACGUUUCGGAGGCAACACCAGUCUCCGUCAUCAGGUGGGACCGUCACAGCCAGAUUUGCUGUAUCAAGUGAGGCUUAUUAUUUAUUCUUAUACAUUUCUUAUUAAUUUCUUAUUAAUUUUAAUUUCAUUCUUUUUUUACACCCACGUGACUUCACCGAAAAAACUAAGAGUUUGAAUCCUUGCAGUCACGAAAGCUUCAAAUCUAGAAGUACUUGGAUACAUUUCGGUGUUUUCUUUCUCCGGUUGGGCUAUGGCCGGUGCGUCGCCCGGCGCUGUGCUAAGGGCCGCGUGCUGCAGCACUGCCACGGAAUGAGACGUUGCAGACGCUCGUUUGGGCACAAACUCGCUUUGGGCCAGAGGUCGCAACCGGGUACCCGAUACCCGUACCCUACCCGAUACCCGGCUAUCCGUACCCAGCCGGGUACAGGUGUAUGGGUAGCCGUUUGCGACCCUGGUGCGGCCGGGUACGGGUAGGCCGUGAGUCACUGGUGAGUCACCGUUUGUCACUCAUUUCCCAACGUCUUGUCUCUUCUCACGAUUCAAGUUCCUAGAAUCAACCCACCCGCGCCUGCAACAUGGCUUCAUCCCAGAGGUCGCAAUCGGGUACCAGUACCCUACCUGAUACCUGGCCGGGUACGGGUAGCCGGGUAUCGGGUAGGGUACGGGUACCCGUUUUCGACCCUGGUGCGGCCGGGUACGGGUAAGGAAUCAAAACCCGAUUUAAAGCUUUUGUGACUGCAGGGAUUCAUCUUCUUGGUUCUUUCGGUAAAGUGACGUAGAAUUGAAAUAAUAAAAUAAUAAAAAUAAAACAUAAUAAAAGAAUAUAAUAGAAAUGUUCUUAUUUUAUUAUUUCAAUUCUACGUGACUUUACCGAAAGAACCAAGAAGAUGAAUCAAAACCCGUUUGCGACCUCUGCUUUGGGCGCCGCGGUGGCGAGAUGUUGACUACCUCGCCUGGUAGAGAUGAGGGCGUGGGGUCAAUCCCGACCCUGGUGCCCUGCAUAUUUUGGGGAAUUUUUCUCCGGGUCCUCCGAUUUUUCCGUCCACGUUUUGAAUCAUCAACACGCGUUCAGAGUAUUUGCACACGAUAAGCCACUUCGGUAGAACUAUCAUUGGUCAGGUCGAUUCUGAAGAAAGAGCUGUAGAGCUCGCCCGGUAAAAUAAGAAAGAGUUUAGUUUGAUAUUUGACGGUCCAAGCCGACAUUGGCUAGCCGUGACGCGAUGGCGUUUUUUGGGUGAUGACGCUUUGAGAGUAAGGGGAUUGUUGUGUUGUCAUGCGGCCUUUUGUGUUGCUUUACGUUCAAUUGGCAGCCCUUCCUCUGUAAAACAAUCGCAUUUAUAUAUUUGAAACAAUCAUCUGCUGCUGCUGCUGGGUUAGCGGCCAUGCACAAUGUCGUUUCUUUGAAGGCCGCUGUGUUAUUGACGGACUUGUUUGGGUUUUUGUGUUUAAUAUAU